Messenger RNA from Ilex paraguariensis (yerba mate), 207 nucleotides. The record is from the annotation of a GenBank genome assembly. Lineage: Eukaryota; Viridiplantae; Streptophyta; Magnoliopsida; Aquifoliales; Aquifoliaceae.
AUGAUCAUUAGAAUUGUCGAAAAUGCAGAAAAAGUAGGCUUCCUCUGGGAACUGAAUGGAGCCAAGGAGAGACUGAAGCUUAUAAAAGCUGAUCUGUUGGAGGAAGGAAGCUUUGACCAGGCCAUACAAGGAGUUGAGGGAGUCUUCCACACUGCAUCUCCAGUGUUCGUGCCAUACGAUCACGACGUUCAGGCAGGACUGACAUAG